This is a messenger RNA of Phyllotreta striolata, 720 nucleotides long. Lineage: Eukaryota; Metazoa; Arthropoda; Insecta; Coleoptera; Chrysomelidae. The record is from the annotation of a GenBank genome assembly.
AUGCUUCCUACCUUAAGGCACUUAUCUAGGUGCGUGAAAACAAGAACACUCUCAUUAUGUCCUUGCAAAUAUCCGGCUUUAACAUUAAACAGAAGAUAUGAAUCCAAGAAGGCAAAUUCUGGGGAAGAUAGUUCCAACUCGUUGGGCGCUAUGAGUUCCAAGUAUCAAGUGUACAAAGACGAAGAUUCCGAAGUUAUAUUAGACGUUUUCGAGGAAAGAUUGAAAUAUUCCGAUCUUCAGGAGGAGGACGAAGAAAAAAAGGAGCGAUUCGAAGGGCUGAACCUUAACCGUGGCGUAACGGGCGUAUUCGAUAUAGAAGAUUUAGUGGAAGUUCUCAAGCGAGAAAAAUCCAAGAAUAUUUUCGUUGCUGCUGUACCAAAAGAAAUGAAUUAUGUGGAUUACAUGUGCGUGGUUAGCGGAAGGUCUUCGAAACAUAUGCAAGCAAUAGCCCAGUUUGUGAGAAAAGUGUACAAACAAAAAAGAGAAAGUCAAGACCGCAUUCCUCUACUAGAAGGAGCAGAAUCUAAAGAUUGGAUGGCAUUAGAUUUAGGUAAUAUUGCUCUUCAUAUAUUCUCUGAUGAAGCAAGAAACAUCUACGAUUUAGAAUCCCUUUGGUCCCUCGGAACACAAUAUGACGAUGAAUAUAAUAAGCCUGAACCGAUAUCGGAGAUGUUAGAAAAACAUUCAAUUUAUUUAACUGGUUUAGAACCAAAAUCUUAA